AUGAGUAAGGUACCGAAGGAUCUUCUGCUGCGGUCAUGUGCUGAUAUUAUUGAUUACAGCAACAAAGUGAAGAAACGGAAGUUUACCGAAACUGUUGAGCUACAAAUAGCGUUGAAAAACUAUGACGUUCAGAAGGACAAGAGAUUCACCGGGACUGUGCGACUAAAGCACAUUCCACGUCCCAGAAUGUCUGUGUGUGUGCUUGGGGACGAACAACACUGUGACGAGGCCAAAGCAGCAGGAAUUCCAUGUAUGGACGCGGAAGAAUUGAAGAAAUUCGGCAAGGAGAAAAAGCCGUUGAAAAAAUUCGCCAAGAGUUAUCACGCUUUUGUCGCUAGUGAAACCAUCAUUCGUCAGUUUACAAGGACAGUGGUUCCAAUCCUAACCAAGUACGGAAAGUUUCCAAGUGCAGUCACACACAACGAGCCACUAAUGAAUAAAGUUGACGAAAUAAAAGCUACAGUCAAAUUCCAGAUGAAGAAGGUUCUCUGCCUGAAUGUCGCUGUUGGCCACGUAAAAAUGACUCCUGAGGAGCUGGCUCAAAAUAUCAACUUGUCAAUAAACUUCCUUGUAACGCUAUUGAAGAAGAAUUGGCAAAACGUCAGGUGUUUGUACAUUAAGAGUACUAUGGGUAAACCGCACAGGUUGUACUAA
Messenger RNA from Schistosoma guineensis, 654 nucleotides. Lineage: Eukaryota; Metazoa; Platyhelminthes; Trematoda; Strigeidida; Schistosomatidae. The record is from the annotation of a GenBank genome assembly.